UUUGCUUCUAUGCACUCUGGACACUUGGCCCUUUGGAAUGAGCUCGAGCAGACGAUGCAAUUGCCCAGGGAAGUGAGCCAUCAGAAACUGGAACCCAAGGCCCAAGUUAAAGAAGUUUGCUGUUGAGGUGAUGUCUGCUAAAGCAGCAACAUUAUCAUUGUUAACUGCCAAGACUUGAGCUGUUUACAAGAAGUCACUGAUGAAACUCGUAGAUGAUAUUAAGCAAGGUGUAUAUGCAGUAGGAAGAUCAGAGAAAUCCAUGGGAGAAGGUGAUGAAAGUAAUGGGGAAGUGCCAACACCAAGAAAGGAUCGAAAAGAAGGCAUGGAAGGUGCCAGUGGAAAAAGCUAUGAUGGGAGGAUCAGAUAAAGCCAUGGAAAAAGAGGACAGUUGCAAGCUUGAGAGGGUGGUAGCUGGUUCUGUAGCUCAGUCCCAGAAAUGGGCUAUAAAGGUCUCUUUUCACGGAUGGUGAUGCAAGAAAAAGCAGUGGAAAAAGUGGGUCGAGAGCCUGCACUCUUCACACCAUUGUGUAUGGAGGAAGGCUGGAAUUUCUAAACCAAUCAUGGGUUCCACCUACGAGAUUCGAAGAAACGACGAUUUGGUAUAUGGGAUUGCAGCGAAAUGGUGCCCAGAGACCAAUACCUUUGUGUUCCAUGGGGUGAAGCCACCAUUACGCUUGAGUCUGUGAUGAUUUUGGGGGGUUUCACCAUUUUGGGAGAGUCUGUUUCAGCCCCUCUUGAAGAGAUGGAAUUGAUGGAAAUCGAAGAGAAAUUGAUCGAAGAGAGACAGGAAGUCUCCAGGGGUUGUGCCCAGAAGGCCUGCCAGAGUGUCUGGCUGGCUCGGUUCAUGGGCACAGGAAGCCAGCUUGAGCAUGAAGCCUUUCUCUCCCUGUGGCUCUCCAGGUUUUUUCUUCCAACAAAAUCUAAUUCCACCAUUGAAAAGCAUGUGUUUUCUAUAGCAAUUAGGCUAGCUAGAGGGAUCCAGGUUGCGCUUGCCCCUGCAGUUUUAGCAGGCAUUUACAGGGAUUUAAGUUUGUUGAGAGAAGCUCUUGUUGCUUUAAGCAGAAAAGGAAAUUGUGGGAAGAAAGAAAAUUUUCUGGGACUUUCACUUUUGGCACCACUUCAAUUUGUUCAGGUUUGGGUGUGGGAGAGGUUUCCAGCUCUCAGGCCAAGCCCUAAACCGAUAGAAUUUGGUGAGCCCAUAGUGGCUCGAUGGCACAAAAUAAGGGGUUGUAGAGUUGAGAAUGUGGGGCUAGCUUUAGACACAGCUAGAGCUAGUUUUCAGUGGCGGCCUUAUGCAAGGGCAGUGGACAACUGGGUGUCUGUAGUUCUUAUAGAGAAAGGGAGAAGUGGGUGUUGAUGGGCUCCGAUACUCCGAUUCGGAUGGAGAGUUGCAGGCAUUUGCUCAGUUCUUGAGGGUCUGCAAGCUGGUUGGUGUGGACGACUGUAAGGAAUGGUACUUCCUACAUGGGGUAGCAAUGCAAUUUGGAAUGGAUCAAGAUCUUCCAGGUUGUGUUCCUGAAUGUGAUGAGAGUCCUAAAAUUGCCUGGAGCAAUUACAUAAGCCCAUUAAUGGGAUAUUGUAUAUUCCAUCCCGAUUAUUUGAUUUGGAUGUUACCACUAGAUACUAGGACUAGUGGCAGUCGUCAGUUAAGACGGAAGCCAAUGGUGCCUCUAAUCCUCCGGUUCUUCCUGCAACACGAAAUUCCUCAGAACGGGGAGAUUCCGAUGAUGGUUGAAGAGAUGUUGAGAUACAAACAGGGGGAUUCGGAUGAUGAGGAUAAAAUGAUGGUUGGAGAGAUGUUGAGAUCCAUUAUAAAUCCGAAAAGUGUGGGGAACAAACCAGCCAGUGAUGAUAAGCCUUCACCAGGCUGCCAACUGCAGGGUUCAUCACCCUCAGCUGCCAAGGUUGGGGCUAUUAGACAGCAAUUGGUGAUGAAAUAUCUAGGUGUAGCUGCAGGAGGAUCAGAAAAAGCCAUGGAAGGUGGGAAUGGGAGCAAUGGGGGAAGUUCAGCAUUGAUGGGAGGAUCGGAGAGAGACAUGGAAGAUGUCAAUAGGAGUCAUUCAGGGACUGGAACCAUGAACAGAGCAUCAGGGGAAGUCGUGGAAAGAGCAGCUAAGUGUAGAACAGGGAUUGCAGCUAUAGUGGGAGGGUCGGAAAAAGGUGUGGAAGAUGCAAUUGAGAUAAAAGAGACAGGUGAGAAAUUAGUUUUGGUACAGUUGAGAUACCAGGACUGGAACUUGAAGCCCGGAUGUGCAAGCUUGAGAAGGUGGUUGCUAGACUCAAAGCAGAAAGAUUUUGCUACCGCUUUUGAGAAAAGAACCACCAAGAAGGUCCAUUUAACCGAUAGCAACACAAAAGCAGCUUCUUUGGUUCGUCAGCCUAGUCUGGUACUUCAUAAGCUGAUUUAAUAUAUUGCUAGA
Molecule: messenger RNA, 2420 nt
Organism: Vitis riparia (riverbank grape)
Lineage: Eukaryota; Viridiplantae; Streptophyta; Magnoliopsida; Vitales; Vitaceae
Exons: 2
Coding region: 1476-2408 (310 amino acids)
Source: RefSeq, a predicted model, not a curated record